GGUGUGAGUGGCACGGUGAGGACAGGGAAUGAGGUUACUGAUGGAGUUUCUAGGAGGCCUCUGACUCUGCUGGACACGUUGCGACUGUGUCAGGACGCCGGGGCCCCUGGGAUAGAGACGGGGCCCAUGCUGCCCUCUGGGGCCGGCCUGCUGGGGUGAGUUCCCCCCACUACCCUCCGUCUUUACACAGGUCACUGUGUGCAUCCCAAAUGGCACCAUUUACCCUAUAUAGUGCAACAAGGCACUAAAGUAAUACUGCAGAAAAUGUGGCAAAGCAAUUAACUUUGUUCUGAAUACAAAGUGUUAUGUUUGGGGCAAAUCCAGUACAACACAUUACUGAGUAGCACUCUCCAUAUUUUCAAGCAUAGUGAUGGAUGCAUCAUGGUAUGGGUAUGCUUGUAAUCGUUAUGGACUGGGGAGUUUUUCAGGAUAAAAAAGAAACGGAUUGGAGCUAAGCACAGGAAAAAUACUAGAGGGAAACCUGGUUCAGUCAGCUUUCCACCAGACACUGGGAGAUGAAUUCACCUUUCAGCAGGACAAUUGCCAAAACACAAGGUCACCAAGAAGGCAGUGAAUGUUCCUGAGUGGCCAAGUUACAGUUUUGUCUUAAAUAUACUUACAAAUCUAUGGCAAGACAGAGUUUUGAGAAUUUUGAAAAGAAUAAUGGGCAAAUGUUGCACAAUACCAAUUCAGGCUGUAACACAACAGUGUGGAAUAAGUCAAGGGGUAUGAAUACAUUCUGAGGGCACUAUCUAUUCAUUGCAAAUGAUGAAGUGAACAAAGGGGAGUUUAUUUAUCUUCCGCAGGUUUAGUUGACGAUAUGCAUCGAUAUUUAGAGAACUUGAUAUUAAAUAUAGCUUGCCUUGCAUCAAACUGCUGCUGCCUAUAGUUUGUUUUUGACUUGACUCAAAGUGGACAUACCAAUGUGUCUCUCACUAUCACAGUCAGUCAUCUAUUCCUGAACACACUGUUCAUCAAACCCACUUCCUGUAAUGUGUCUGUAGGCCUAGUGUGUGUUUGUGGGGGCAUGCUCACUUAUUUCGCAGUGAGAUUUUGGUGCGUACAUUGAGGGAAAAAAGUAUUUGAUCCCCUGCUGAUUUUGUAUGUUUGCCCACUGACAAAGAAAUGAUCAGUCUAUAAUUUUAAUGGUAGGUUUAUUUCAACAAUGAGAGACAGAAUAACAACAACAAAAACCCAUGUCAAAAAUGUUAUAAAUUGAUUUGCAUUUUAAUGAGGGAAAUAAGUAUUUGACCCCCUCUCAAUCAGAAAGAUUUCUGGCUCCCAGGUGUCUUUUAUACAGGUAACGAGCUGAGAUUAGGAGCACACUCUUAAAGGGAGUGCUCCUAAUCUCAGCAGCAUUAUUCAGGUCUUGAGAGUAAAGGCUAAGCAGACUCAUUUUUUUUCUAUGUUAAAUGUGUUAGCAAGGUUAACCACCUGAAGGGGGUGGGAGAUGGAGGAGAGCAUGAGAAAGUUGAGAACUUGUGAGCGAGUGAAAGUGCAACAUCAAAUGUCAAGGUGUGUGGUAGAGGCAGGUAAAGCAUCGACACAAAAUAUACUUCUGACGGAACAGCGAAAGACUAUGUGCUGAGGUACGACGUCUGCAUUAGGUAAUUUUUUACCCUGUCAUUUUUCACCAAUAGUACAAUUUGUUGAGCAACUUAUUUAGAAUGUUACAGCAUGAAGAGAUCUGUGGAGUUUCUGUUAGGCUGAAGGGGAGUCACAAAGUCACAGCUACUUUGACAAAAGCCAUAUAGGGCCUAUUAACAGUAAGUAACCCUUUUUAAUACAUCUAUUUCUCUGCUGGUUUCUCUCAAAUCAGCCUUAAAGGGUUAGUUUGCCAAAAUUACAAAAUAAUGUAUUUUGGGUGAACUAUCCCUUUAAAUGUUUGUUGAAGGAUAUAAUUGCUCUUCUAUUGCAGAGUAACUUAAUGUUAUUUUCUUCUAUUGUUCUUUUAAAAAAUCUUUCAUGUUGAUUUAUUGGAUUUAAUCUUAAUCCAUAUGCAGUUGGCACACUACAUUAUUCAGUGUCCGGUAAACCGCCCCUGUAUGCUGUAACAGAGCAUGUUAUGGAGCCUAAAACUACCCCUUUUGUAUCAUUAUCUCUAGAGGUGUGAGUGGCACGGUGAGGACAGGGAAUGAGGUUACUGAUGGAGUUUCUAGGAGGCCUCUGACUCUGCUGGACACGUUGCGACUGUGUCAGGACGCCUGGGCCCCUGGGGGCCCCUGGGAUAGAGACGGGGCCCAUGCUGCCCUCUGGGGCCGGCCUGCUGGGGUGAGUUCCCCCCACUACCCUCCGUCUUUACACAGGUCACUGUGUGCAUCCCAAAUGGCACCAUUUACCCUAUAUAGUGCACUACUUUUGACAAGGGCCCAUAGGGCUCUGGUCAAAAGUAGGGCGCUAUGUAGGGAAUAGGGUGCGGUUUGGGACAGACACACACACUGUGUAGACCCAUGCCACUAUCUACUGUCUGACCUCAUGGGUGACCUCUCUGUAUUCAGGCCCUUAGGCCUAGUCUCAAGGUCACCUUUGUACAUUAGGGUAGCAUUUGGACAGGCUGCGAUAUUACAGAUGAAUAUGGAAGCAGACUCUUACAGUAUGUCAAGUUGUUCUUGUACUUCCCUUUACUUUGCAUAAAAGCAAAUUAAUGCAGAAGUGCUGUAUGUGUGAGAGAGUAAGAGAGGAGAGAUACAGAUGGACUGAAAGAAAGAGGAGCAGAAAAUAUAUUUGGUUUGCUAAAGAAUCCCAGCGAUGUUAAGGACCCUGUCUUAACAAGAUCAGCCACUGAGACAAGUGAGUAUGGUGAGACAAUGGUGAUCCAGUAUCUGGAGACAGCAUCCUAUUACACUGUAAGAACUACUGUAUAUCAGGGUUUAGGUUGAAUUGGUGGGAUAUGAAAAGCACUUUAACAAUGGGGUUUUUUCCAACACAUUAUCCAUGUGGAUAGGCAUAGCUCUGUAAGAAAGAGCAACACUUACAUGUUAUAUUUCAGAAAUUAUUCACACACCUUGACUUUUUCUAAGUGUUGUUGUGUUACAGCCUGAAUUUAAAAUUGAUUGAAUUUAGAUUUUUGGGGUCACUGGCCUACGCACAAUACCCCAUAAUGUCAAAGUGGACAAAUGUAUUAAAAAUUAAACGAUGAAAUGUCUUGAGUCAAUAAGUAUUCAAUCCCUUUGUUAUGGCAGGCCUAAAUAAGUUCAGGAGUAAACAUUUGCUUAACAAGUCACAUAAUAAGUUGCAUGGACUCACUGUGUGCAAUAAUAGUGUUUAACAUGAUUUUUGAAUGACUACCUCAUCUCUGUACCCCACACAUACAAUUAUUUGUAAGGUCCCUGAGUCGAGCAGUGAAUUUCAAACACAGAUUCAACCACAAAGACCAGGGAGGUUUUCCAAUGCCUCGUAAAGAAGGGCACCUAUUCGUACAUGGGUUAAAAAAAAAAAAGCAGACAUUGAAUAUCCCUUUGAACAUGGGGAAGUUAUUAAUUACACUUUGGAUGGUGUAACAAUACACCUAGUCACUACAAAGAUACAUGUGUCCUUCAUUACUCAGUUGCCGGAGAGGAAAGAAACCGCUCCGGGAUGUCACCAUGAGGCCAAUAGUGACUUUACAACAGUUUUGGGCUGUGAUAGAAGAAAACUGAGGAUGGAUCAACAGCAUUGCAGUUACUCCACAAUACUAACCUAAAUGACAGAGUGAAAAGAAGGAAGCCUGUACAGAAUCAAAAUAUUCCAAAACAUUCAUCCUGUUUGCAACAAGGCACUAAAGUAAUACUGCAGAAAAUGUGGCAAAGCAAUUAACUUUGUUCUGAAUACAAAGUGUUAUGUUUGGGGCAAAUCCAGUACAACACAUUACUGAGUAGCACUCUCCAUAUUUUCAAGCAUAGUGAUGGAUGCAUCAUGGUAUGGGUAUGCUUGUAAUCGUUAUGGACUGGGGAGUUUUUCAGGAUAAAAAAGAAACGGAUUGGAGCUAAGCACAGGAAAAAUACUAGAGGGAAACCUGGUUCAGUCAGCUUUCCACCAGACACUGGGAGAUGAAUUCACCUUUCAGCAGGACAAUUGCCAAAACACAAGGUCACCAAGAAGGCAGUGAAUGUUCCUGAGUGGCCAAGUUACAGUUUUGUCUUAAAUAUACUUACAAAUCUAUGGCAAGACAGAGUUUUGAGAAUUUUGAAAAGAAUAAUGGGCAAAUGUUGCACAAUACCAAUUCAGGCUGUAACACAACAGUGUGGAAUAAGUCAAGGGGUAUGAAUACAUUCUGAGGGCACUAUCUAUUCAUUGCAAAUGAUGAAGUGAACAAAGGGGAGUUAAUUUAUCUUCCGCAGGUUUAGUUGACGAUAUGCAUCGAUAUUUAGAGAACUUGAUAUUAAAUAUAGCUUGCCUUGCAUCAAACUGCUGCUGCCUAUAGUUUGUUUUUGACUUGACUCAAAGUGGACAUACCAAUGUGUCUCUCACUAUCACAGUCAGUCAUCUAUUCCUGAACACACUGUUCAUCAAACCCACUUCCUGUAAUGUGUCUGUAGGCCUAGUGUGUGUUUGUGGGGGCAUGCUCACUUAUUUCGCAGUGAGAUUUUGGUGCGUACAUUGAGGGAAAAAAGUAUUUGAUCCCCUGCUGAUUUUGUAUGUUUGCCCACUGACAAAGAAAUGAUCAGUCUAUAAUUUUAAUGGUAGGUUUAUUUCAACAAUGAGAGACAGAAUAACAACAACAAAAACCCAUGUCAAAAAUGUUAUAAAUUGAUUUGCAUUUUAAUGAGGGAAAUAAGUAUUUGACCCCCUCUCAAUCAGAAAGAUUUCUGGCUCCCAGGUGUCUUUUAUACAGGUAACGAGCUGAGAUUAGGAGCACACUCUUAAAGGGAGUGCUCCUAAUCUCAGCUUGUUACCUGUAUAAAAGACACCUGUCCACAGAAGCAAUCAGAUCAGAUUCCAAACUCUCCACCAUGGCCAAGACCAAAGAGCUCUCCAAGGAUGUCAGGGACAAGAUUGUAGACCUACACAAGGCUGGAGUGGGCUACAAGACCAUCGCCAAGCAGCUUGGUGAGAAGGUGACAACAGUUGGUGCGAUUAUUCGCAAAUGGAAGAAACACAAAAUAACUGUCAAGCUCCCUCGGCCUGGGGCUCCAUGCAAGAUAUCACCUCGUGGAGUUGCAAUGAUCAUGAGAACGGUGAGGAAUCAGCCCAGAACUACACGGGAGGAUCUUGUCAAUUAUCUCAAGGCAGCUGGGACCAUAGUCACCAAGAAAACAAUUGGUAACACACUAUGCCGUGAAGGACUGAAAUCCUGCAGCGCCCGCAAGGUCCCCCUGCUCAAGAAAGCACAUAUACAGGCCCGUCUGAAGUUUGCCAAUGAACAUCUGAAUGAUUCAGAGGAGAACUGGGUGAAAGUGUUGUGGUCAGAUGAGACCAAAAUCGAGCUCUUUGGCAUCAACUCAACUCGCCGUGUUUGGAGGAGGAGGAAUGCUGCCUAUGACCCCAAGAACACCAUCCCCACCAUCAUUUACAUUUACAUUUUAGUCAUUUAGCAGACGCUCUUAUCCAGAGCGACUUACAGGAGCAAUUAGGGUUAAGUGCCUUGCUCAAGGGCACAUCGACAGAUUUUUCACCUAGUCGGCUCGGGGAUUAGAACCAGCGACCUUUCGGUUACUGGCACAACGCUCUUAACCACUAAGCUACCUGCCAUCAAACAUGGAGGUGGAAACAUUAUGCUUUGGGGGUGUUUUUUUGCUAAGGGGACAGGACAACUUCACCGCAUCAAAGGGACGAUGGACGGGGCCAUGUACCGUCAAAUCUUGGGUGAGAACCUCCUUCCCUCAGUCAGGGCAUUGAAAAUGAGUCGUGGAUGGGUAUUCCAGCAUGACAAUGACCCAAAACACACGGCCAAGGCAACAAAGGAGUGGCUCAAGAAAAAGCACAUUAAGGUCCUGGAGUGGCCUAGCCAGUCUCCAGACCUUAAUCCCAUAGAAAAUCUGUGGAGGGAGCAGAAGGUUCGAGUUACCAAACGUCAGCCUCGAAACCUUAAUGACUUGGAGAAGAUCUGCAAAGAGGAGUGGGACAAAAUCCCUCCUGAGAUGUGUGCAAACCUGGUGGCCAACUGCAAGAAACGUCUGACCUCUGUGAUUGCCAACAAGGGUUUUGCCACCAAGUACUAAGUCAUGUUUUGCAGAGGGGUCAAAUACUUAUUUCCCUCAUUAAAAUGCAAAUCAAUUUAUAACAUUUUUGACAUGCGUUUUUCUGGCUUUUGUUGUUGUUAUUCUGUCUCACUGUUCAAAUAAACCUACCAUUAAAAUUAUAGACUGAUCAUGUCUUUGUCAGUGGGCAAACGUACAAAAUCAGCAGGGGAUCAAAUACUUUUUUUCCUCACUGUACAUGUAUUUGAACGUGUGUGUGUUACACUUAGUUAGCGUUGGUGUGAGGCUAGCCUGGCUUGCUCACUUCUGUAGGCCUUGAAUGACUGCUCUACAGAAAAAUGAGUAAAUCCAUCUUGUCCUUUUCUGUGAAGCUGCUCUGUACAGUCACUGUUUCCUAACGCCCAAACACAGUGUUAUGAGGCUUCUCAUCACCUCUCUCUCUCUCCUUUCACAGAGCUUCCUGGUGUUGAGGGACUCUGCCUCCCAGCCCGCCCUGCUGUGUGUGUCCACUGGAGGAAAGAGUGGAGAUGUCAGAGACGACCCCAUACAACGCACUGGUGAAGGUAGGCAGGACACACACAUGCAUAUUGUACUGACCAGAACCUCAAAAGCCAUACACUUCCCCGUUUUUUUAAAGGUUAAUCUCAAGUUCUUAGUUUGUUGUAUGUCUUAUAAUAACCUCUCUCUUCUUCUCUCUCAGCUUAUCAGCUAUCUCAGUCAUAUUUAGGCUUCUCUGAUCUGGCCCAGUUAGUGGUCUUCUAUUCUCUGAGCAGGUGAGUUACAACAACCUACGGUAUAUGCUGUUUACUAACUACAGUAUCUAUCAGUUAUGCAUCUGAUAUAUCUCAUUAACCUCUCUCUCUCUCUCGCUCUCUGUCUCUGUCUCUGUCUCUAUCUCUCUCUGUAUCUCUCUCCCAGGGACGUGUUGCCAGUAUGUCUGUUCAUCCCUCCGUGGCUCUACAGUCUAACAGAUCAGCCACAGUCCCAGCUGGGUCCCAGUAAGUCUGAAUUCACCCUCUCCAUCUCUCCUCUUCCUCACCCACGCUCUCUUCCACUUAUCAUCUUCCUUUCACUCCUCCUGCACAACUAUCUCCUUGUCAUCCAUUUUAGUCACUUCAUAUCAAACGUCUUGUCCUCUAUGUGCUCCUCUACCUCCUCUUACUCCUCUUGACGACUACCAUCUCUUCUUCUCUCAUUCUUACAUUUGAUCUCCUUUCCUCCCUCUCUUUUUGUGUAUCUGUUCGUAUAUAGAGUCCUGGCUGUGUCCCACCUCUGACCUUCAGUCUGAUCACAUGACUCAGAGGGCUCCUGAUACUGCCAUGUGCACCAUACAGGUAAUCAGCUGUAUUCAUAGCUUCAUAACAUGUCUAUAAAGUUUGGGACCUGUUCACUAUCUUGCAUUCUGCUUUAACAUUACAUAUAGUUAGAACCCACUCUAGCGGAUGUGUUGCCAUGGUUUGACAUGUGGUUCACACAGAAAAGCGGAAGUCUGCUCUGGGUUUUCCUAGUGCUUUGUAACGUUAUCCCAGUCAAGUGUCACUCUCAGCAUCAUAGAUGAGUUGAAGUGUACAUCAGUUCAGACUGACGUCACAACUCCUUUUGCUAUUCAGUCGAAGAGUUGUAUCUUACAUUUGAAUACUGUAUGGCCUUUUUCAAAUCUAUAUAGGUUUUAAAGGCCCAGUGCAGUCAAAAUUAUGUUUUUCUUGUGUUUUGAUAUCAUAUUGUACGGCAGGUAGUUUAGUGGGUAAGAGCGUUGUGCCAGUAACCGAAAGGUCGCUGGUUCUAAUCCCCGAGCCGAAUAGGUGAAAAAUCAAUGUGCCCUUAAGCAAGGCACUUAACCCUAAUUGCUCAUGUAAGUCGCUCUGGAUAAGAGCGUCUGCUAAAUGACUAUUUUUUUUUUUUAAUAACACUGUAAAAGUGUGAAAACAUUAUAUCAGUAGUUAGGCUUCCAUCCAAUUAGCGAAUAUUCUAGAAUCUGCAUAAAGUAAAUAUGCGCAUUUUCCCACCAGUGGUGUGUUUCCACCAAACGAAUGUGUUAUGGAGAGAAAUCAGUGCGCGAUGAUAUACUUUUUCGCUGAAGUUUUCAUGUACAAAAUUAAAAUGUGAAGUUCAAUGUGUGUCCAUCGCAUUUUCAACUCUACCAAUAGUUUUGGCACAAAAAUAGUUGUAUUAAAUAGCAAAUGUGCAUACUUUGGUCUUGGCACGUGUGCACUAUCCAACAGCUCACAGAUACUGUGCGGAUAGGCUAGUCUACAUGAUGAGAUUAUUAUGGAUAAGAGCGAGAAUAUUUGUACUAAUCAAAUGGCAGUCAAGCAUCGAUCAUCAUGUCACCAGAAUAACCCUGUGAAGUUCGUCAUAACUUAUUUUAUCUGUAGCCUAAUAAACGGCAUGGUUUCCCAAGUCGUAGUAGGAGGACCACAUAUUAUAUAAUCGCGUGACUCCAAUUUUACUUAUAUAUGAUGGUUAUUAUAUCAAUAUUUGCACAUAAAGGCGUUUUCACCACCAUUUCUCGUAUAAUUAAUUUUACAGACACAAAAAAUCCCACCAUGUCGAACAAACAAAUGAUCUGUCUGCAUUUAAAACAUUGUACUGAAACUUCCUGUUUCCAUCACAACUGUCAUUACUUUUUUUUUUAUACUGUAUGAUUUCACUCACAUAAAAACUGUGGAAGGAAAUGUGGUUAGUGUUAUUUCCUGAUAGUUGCUGGCUGGAGUUUUGGCUUGCCUGGUGACAUCCUCAGGCAGUAUAAGGUGUAAUACACCAAUGACAAAGAGAGUUCCAAACCUCUCUGCCAAUAACCUAUCUCCCAUUAGGCCCCUCCUCCGCUUUGGUGCCCUUCCCCUCCCCCACUCAGACCUCUCCCAGACAGUCCUAGCAAAAUUCUUGAUUGAGAAAUAUUUUUUUGCUAAAAACUUAUUUUUGUUUCUUUUUGACAAUUUUUAUGGAAACUACUACUGUAAGGUAUUUAUUUGUUACCCAGAAAUUAUUUGAUUUUGAGAUAAAAACUGCCUUUAAUACUGAAACAUUCAACUAGAAUUUUACAUUUUCUGAAAGAUCCUCAUGUUGUUAAUGCCUUUUAAAUACACAGUCAAGCUCCCUCUCAAUUGUGUCUUCUGUUCAAUAGCUGACAGCAGCCAAUGAUGCUCUGUGCAUCAUCAACCCACUCUAUCUCCAUGAGCAUGGCGCUGACUGGCUGACGCAUCAACCAACCAGCCCACAUCGAAUUAAUCGGCAAGCCAAUUAUAGGCGUGAGAGACGACUGAGGACAACAAGACCUUGGUCAGGGGCGGGCCUUCUUACUAAGAAAGCUAUCUCAUUGGAGCAGGAGCCCUGCAGCUCCAGUCCUGAUAAUCCAGGUAAAGUGAUUAUAGGUCCAGUGCAGUUAAAAACAUGAUUUUCCUGUGUUUUAUAUAUAUUUCCACACUGAGGUUGGAAUAAUACAAUUUUGAAAAUGAUGAUAAUGCCAUUUUAGUGUAAGAGCAGAAAUUAUUUGAUAUUGAGAUAUUUUUUUUUAACAGCUGCAUUGGACCUUGAAGGUGCUUUAUUUUCCUUGUCCAUCCUGUCUGUGGGAAAAUGUCACCACAUUAAUCAUCCUUCUCUCUGUAGGAGCUAAUGAGACCUCAUAGAGCUCACUAGCCGUUAUGCCAAAACCAAAAUCAACCAACGACUAACUGAUAUGUUUGGUCUUGUCUCCAGGGUCUUCUGUAGUCCAGGCUGCCCCGUCUCCCCCCACCCCAACAGGAGGGGUGGUUCUGAGGAGGCCCAGUAGGGAUGCUUCCAUUGAGUCACUCCACAGAACAGGAAGCCAGGACAGCACUAACACCCCCAGGCCCCCCUCAGACCCCAAGCCCCUGUUCAGCCCUGCCCCUCAGUCCCCUCACAGUGUGUCCUGGAUUGAGGACAGGGUAUGGCUCUCCCAACCGCCACCCCCCUCCCUCCUCCGCCCCCCCUCCCUUGAGCUGGACUCGCUGUCAAUCAGCAGCAUGGAGGAGGAGCCGGAGUCGGUCCCCAGCCCCUCCCACUCCCCCCACCCCUCACAUCGGUUGGCCAACAAGGUGAUGCACCGCCUCUCGGCUGUGGGUCUGGCCAUUGGUGGGCUGGGGUCUCCACAGAAGAGGCUGACCAAGCGGGUGCAGGAGCUCAGCAAGCGGAGGGGCGGUUUGUUUGCCGAGGCAGUGCUGGGAUUCGUUGAGAUGACCCUGGGGGCUGGGUUUAUCCCUGGAAUGACAGGUGCAGACCUGCUUCAGGAGGUGCGUACGGCUCUCACUGCCCUGAGAGAGACACUGCUGGACUGUCCUGAGAUACACAUCCUCAUAGACAGUAUGGCCGACACAGCCGACGAGGAGCUGGGUGAGUCCAUGCAUUAAUAAAUUAGUGUUCGAAAACAGAAUAUCACUACUAUUAUACAAAAAAACUGUUCAGCUUUAGUUCAGUAUCCACUACAAAGCCAAAACGGACAAAUACUCAACUACAUACAUUUCCAGAAUUGUUUUCUAACACCUCAGUCUCUCCCUAUCCUCCAUUCUCUCUCUCUCUCUGUCCUCUAUCUACAUUAGACACCAUACUGGAGCUCUCUCUACACAAGGUGGCCCUGAAGCCUGUGAGCGCCCACCUGUACACCUGCCUCCAGAGCUGUCAAGACCACGAAGGUAGCCUGCGGAAGCUGAGGGAGAACCAGCAGGUCCUGGAGGGCCGGGGGGUGGAGGAGCUGGAAGGGACGCCUGGGGUUGGGGUCCCUGACCCAGUCACCCUGGAGAAGAUCCAGCAGAGGUGGUCAGCCAUGCACCAGUCCUACUCCCCCAGCAGGAAGGUCCAUAUCCUGCUCAAGGUCUGCAAGACCAUCUACCACAGCAUGACGGCCAAUGCCAACCCAGGUGGGUGGUGCAGGGUAGACCUCCUCAGCCUCAGUAUGUGUAUGAAUGGAGUUGGUUGGGGUUAGGGUAUUUCUCUCUAUUUAGAUAUGGUGAAAUUCACCAUACACUCUCUAUUAAGGAUGAUGUUUGGAGUUAUUUGACCUUUGACUCCCUCCUCCCCUCUGUCUCAGGUGUAGUGUAUGGGGCUGAUGACUUCCUGCCCUGUCUGACCUGGGUGCUUCUGCGUAGUGAUGUGGUCACUCUGCAGCUGGACACUGACUACAUGAUGGAGCUACUGGACCCCACACAGCUGCAGGGAGAGGGUACGAAUUAUACAAACAUUUCACGCAGACCCACAGAAACAUGUAUGUGUACAUGGACACUCACUGGAAAUGAGCCCACCUUAUAGUAACCCCCUUUCUGUCUCUGUUUCUCUCUCUCUCUACCUCUGUCUCUCUAUUUUGCAGGAGGUUACUACUUGACGUCCCUGUACGCCUCUCUCUUCUACAUCAGCAGCUUCCGCCCUCGUCUUGCCACACGCCAGCUCAACACUGAGGCCCAGCAAUCCCUGAGCCAAUGGCAUCGCAGGCGCACCCUGCACUGCAACCAAUCACGACGCAGCACGAAUCGGAGGACCCUCCAGAGACCUGGGCACGGCCAGAAGGGCAGGGAGAACUCCAGUGAUGCAGAGACUGAAACUGGCACAGGAAGUGUAACUGACGCCCCACCGUCGCCCUCUAGUGGUGUGGCCAAGGCACUGCACAUAACCUCAGAGGUGGUGGUAGCGGUGAGGGAGGCGGAGGGCAGCAGAGCACAAGGCCAAGGAUCCCCAGCUGCACAACUCCAGGCCUCACCUCGGAAGGAGAGACGGACUACAGUACAAGAGUUGGACGGACAUCCAGCAGGGAGUGAGGUGGAC
This is a messenger RNA of Coregonus sp. 'balchen', 11891 nucleotides long. The record is from the annotation of a GenBank genome assembly. Lineage: Eukaryota; Metazoa; Chordata; Actinopteri; Salmoniformes; Salmonidae.